This is a messenger RNA of Sphaerodactylus townsendi, 1988 nucleotides long. Its product is annotated as E3 ubiquitin-protein ligase TRIM7-like. The transcript has 7 exons. Gene Ontology annotation, molecular function: protein binding; zinc ion binding. Bases 1 to 1566 code for a protein of 521 amino acids. The record is from RefSeq and is a predicted model, not a curated record. Lineage: Eukaryota; Metazoa; Chordata; Lepidosauria; Squamata; Sphaerodactylidae.
AUGACCUCGCAACACCAGCUGGUUUCUGGCAUGGGAACACCCGCCUUGUGUUUCGUGCCAAGCAUUCGCUCCCUGUAUGUAGUCAAAGAGGGAGAAGGAGAAGAAGACAGUUCUGCCUGCCAGGAAGGAGACAUGGCUGCUGUGUUCCUCCCAGGGAACCUUCAAGAUGAAGCCACUUGCUCGGUCUGCCUGGAGUAUUUCAAAGACCCCGUGUCCAUCGAAUGUGGGCAUAAUUUCUGCCGAGGUUGCAUCACAAAGAGCUGGAAGGGCAUGGACAGAGAUUUCCCCUGUCCUCAGUGCAGGGAGAUUACCCAGUACAGGAACUUCAGACCCAACCGACAACUGGCCAACAUGGCCGAGAUCAUCAGCCAGUUCAUCUUGCGUGGCACAAAGGGCCUUGAAGAGGACGGGAUGUGUGAGAAGCACAAGGAGGCUCUGAAGCUCUACUGCAAGGAUGACCAGAAGACCAUCUGUGUGGUGUGUGACCGGUCUCGGGACCACAGGCCUCAUGCUGUCGUGCCUGUCGAAGAAGCUUCCCAGGAGUACAAGGAACAACUACAGGCCCGUCUGGAUUUUUUGAAAAAAGAGAGACAAGAGCUUCUAGACUUCAAAACGCAGGAUGAUCAAAAGAGCCAAGAUCUUUUGAAAACCAUAGAGAUCGAGAGGCAGAAGGUGAUCUCUGAAUUUGAGGGGUUGCGUCAAUUCCUGUAUGAGCAGGAGCAGCUCCUUCUGGGACAGCUGGACAAGAUGGAAAAGGGCAUCACCAGAAGGCAGAACGAGAACAUCACAGAGCUCUCCAAGGAGAUCUCGCUCCUCAACAAACUCAUUUCCGACUUGGAGGAGAAGAUCCAAGAACCAGUGCUUGAAUUCCUAAAGGAUGUGACAAGUGCUCUUGUCAGGAGUGAUGAUCUUAAGUGUCAGCUCCCCAUCCCUGUUUCUUCGGAUAUGAAAGGCCACAUCUCCAAUUUCUCUCUGAAGACUGUGGUCCUCAAGGGCGUCCUGAAGAAAUUCAAAGACAAUCUGCGCGAUGAAUUGGGGAAAGGGGAGAAAGAAGACCUUCUCCUGGACCCAGAGACAGCCAACCACCUCCUUAUCCUCUCGGCUGACCUCAAGAGUGUGAGGAUGGGAUGCCGGAAGCAAGACCUGCCCGACAACCCCAAACGCUUUGAUACCAACUCCCGUGUCUUGGCAACGGAGGGAUUCAAGUCGGGGAGGCAUUAUUGGGAGGUGGAGAUGGGGUCUGCGGAUGGCUGGGCCUUUGGAGUGGCCAAUGAAUCGGUGCGGAGGAAAGGAUUGACCCAAUUUUGUCCGGAAGAGGGAAUCUGGGCCUUGCAGCAACAUGGCGGCCGGUACUGGGCUGUUACUUCCCCUCAGAGGACCCCAAUUUUCCUGCCAGAGAAGCUCAACAAAAUUAGGGUCUACUUAGACUUUGAGGGGGAAGAGGUGUCUUUCUACAACGCCGAGAACAUGCAACACAUAUUCACAUUUAAUGUCCCUUUCUCUGAGAAGAUAUUUCCGCUCUUCUCAGUUUGCUCCACUAUGACCUAUGUUAAAAUCUGUUCCUGAACUCAGCGGGAUGUUUUGCUGAGGUGCUGAGUCUGUGUUGGCAGACGCUGCAAAUUAAGGAUUGUUUUGUUAGGCCCAGGCCUUGCUGACCACAAUGUAGGGCCUGAUUGCAUGACAAAGGUAUGCAGGGUGGCUUAUGUGCUUGAGAAAGCCUGCAUGGUGGCCUAUGUACUGUGGCAGGUAACUGGCGGGCGUCAGCUGCUAUGCUAUGUAAAAUGGCGUUUCCUCAGCAGAUGUUAAAUUGAAUUCUGUGCAAGGCAAGGCAGUGAGUGACGUGAGUGAUUUAUUCUGGGCACCCACGGGGUUGUAGGAUGAGACUGUGCUUCAUUAUAAAUUUGCAACCUGCUAUUUCCCCCAUCACCACCUGUUCACACACACUGUGGCCUGCUCUGGAUUCACACAGGAGAAUGAAGUGACAAAAU